Capronia epimyces CBS 606.96 is the source of this 1527-nucleotide messenger RNA. RefSeq names its product serine palmitoyltransferase. Gene Ontology annotation, cellular component: endoplasmic reticulum. Lineage: Eukaryota; Fungi; Ascomycota; Eurotiomycetes; Chaetothyriales; Herpotrichiellaceae. The record is from RefSeq and is a predicted model, not a curated record. Bases 1 to 1527 code for a protein of 508 amino acids. Gene Ontology annotation, molecular function: serine C-palmitoyltransferase activity; pyridoxal phosphate binding. Gene Ontology annotation, biological process: ceramide biosynthetic process; sphingosine biosynthetic process. The transcript is spliced from 5 exons.
AUGGACUCCCAAGAAGCCCAAGAGUAUCUCACGAACUUCGUCAACGUGACAUCCACACAGUUCCACAAACUCCCCGGAUCGGCCAUCUUCCUGCGUUAUGUCAAGUCAAGCUACCAAGAUGACCCUGUCCGCUCUGCGGUCGAACUCUUUCUCGUGCUCUUCGCCAUCCGGUAUCUACUGGCGCCCAAAUAUUCGACGAAGCCUAACUACGUCAAAUUGUCAGAAGAGGAGAUAGACGAUCUUGUUGACGAGUGGGUGCCAGAACCUUUGGUGGCCAAGGCAACGCCCUUUGAGGAUGCUGAGCUGGAGAAGCGACCUGUCAUUGUCGGCCCAAGUGGACCGCGCUCGAAAUUGACCAACGGACGUACUGUUACCAAUCUAGCGUCGUACAAUUUCUACAACUUUGUGUCGAACGAGAACCUCAAAGAGAGGGCUAUACAGACUCUGCGCACGUAUGGAGUCGGUCCCUGUGGUCCUCCUGGCUUCUACGGGACGCAAGAUGUUCAUAUGAAAAUCGAGGCCGACAUUGCGGCGUUCCUGGGCACAACUGCUUGCAUAAUAUACGCACAGGCAUUCUCUACGAUAUCAAGUGUCAUACCGGCCUUCUCAAAGAGAGGGGAUAUCAUUGUCGCGGAUAAAGCGGUAAAUUACGCCAUCCGGAAAGGCAUCCAAAUCUCACGGAGCGCCGUGAGAUGGUACGAGCAUAAUGAUAUGGAGGAUCUCCAAAGGGUGUUGGCAAAAGUGACAAAAGAACAGGCGAAGAAGCCACUGACACGGCGAUUCAUCAUCACCGAAGGCUUGUUCGAGAAUGUGGGCGAUAUGGCCGAUUUACCAAAGAUUAUCGAGCUGAAGCUCAAAUACAAGUUUCGCCUGAUCCUCGACGAGUCAUGGUCGUUCGGAGUGUUGGGAAGGACGGGUAGAGGCCUCACAGAACACCAGCAUGUCGAUGCCGCCGAAGUUGACAUGCUUAUUGGAUCCAUGGCAGGACCAUUGUCUGCUGCAGGCGGCUUUUGUGCAGGAUCUGACGAGGUUGUGGAGCACCAGCGCCUUUCAGCUUCUUCGUACACCUUUUCGGCCGCGCUGCCAGCAAUAGCGGCAGUAACAGCAAGCGAGACACUUAUGAUGCUGCAAACACAGCCUGAACUUUUCGUGCAGUUGAAAGAAAACAUUCGAUCCAUGUGGACUCAACUCGACCCCAGAAGCGACUGGAUGUAUUGCACUAGCACUCCAGAAAAUCCCAUCAUGCUUCUGACCCUGAAGCCCGAGGUUGUUUCUUCAAGGCGGUUGACGAUCGAGGAUCAACAGCAAUUACUGCAAGACAUUGUGGACGAGUGCCUUGCGCAAAAUGUCCUCAUCACGCGUGCCAAAACCCUUCCUGCUGGGCCUUCUGGCGCAAAGACGGAUGUUUAUGUGCCCUCGCCAGCUUUGAAGGUCUGCAUCACACUGGGGCUAACGAAGAAAGAAAUUGAAAAGUCUGGCAUUAUCAUUCGACACGCAAUCACCAAGAUCCUCACGCGGAAACGAUGA